This is a messenger RNA of Eruca vesicaria subsp. sativa (arugula), 1683 nucleotides long. The record is from the annotation of a GenBank genome assembly. Lineage: Eukaryota; Viridiplantae; Streptophyta; Magnoliopsida; Brassicales; Brassicaceae.
UUACAUAUACUUCACACAAAAGAAAUAACCAUUCAGUACAUACUGCCUUGUCAUUGAUUUCUCUCUCUCUCUCUCUACAUCUCAAAAAUCUCUGUAAAAACAAUUUAAUCUCAAAACAAUAGAAACAACAUUCUCAACAAAACUCAGAAGUCUCCUCCUCAGUCCUAAAUACCCUUUUCUUUUUCCUCCCUACCCACAAUAGAAAGAUAUAGUCUUUGUGUGUUUGUCCGGAUUCAAGAAGACAAGAACUAGGGUUCAUAUCUCUGGAAAUCGACUGAAGAAUUUCUACAAGAAGAAGUUAAAGCUCUCUUCCAUGGAGUUGUUUCCUGCUCAGCCUGAUUUAUCCUUACAAAUAAGUCCUCCAAACAGCAAGCCGUCAUCGGCGUGGCAAAGAAGAAGACCAACAACAGAUCAAGAAGAUCAUGAGGAGCUCGAUUUAGGGUUUUGGAGAAGAGCUCUUGAUUCAAGAACAUCUUCUCUAGUAUCUAAUUCCAGCUCAAAACAAACCAAUGAUCAUCAUCAUCCUCCACUCGAGGCCCUCUCACUCUCUAACGACUCUCAUCAUCAUCACCAUCACCAUCAUCAACAACACCCACACCUUCUCCCUAAUUGCAACGGCUCUAACAUCUUCACCCCUUUCCAGUUUUCGACACAACAACAACAACACUUGCUUGCUCAUGACCUUAAUACUCACUUAAGACCGAUAAGAGGAAUCCCUCUAUACCAAAACCCUCUUCCACAUCAUCAUCACCGUCCUCCUCCGUGUUUCCCUUUCGAUCCGUCGUCACUAAUUCCCUCUUCUUCGCCCGCUCCCACCGGAGUCAACAGCAACAACAAUAGCUUUGUUAGCAGUAGAGUUAACCCUAAUUACCACAAUCAUCAACAUAAUCAUCAGACUCUAAACAGAGCGAGAUUGAUGCCGAGGUUCCCAGCUAAACGAAGCAUGAGAGCUCCUCGGAUGCGAUGGACAACCACUCUUCAUGCCCGUUUCGUUCACGCCGUUGAAUUGCUCGGUGGCCAUGAAAGAGCAACACCAAAAUCCGUUCUUGAGCUUAUGGAUGUCAAAGAUCUUACAUUGGCUCAUGUUAAAUCCCAUUUACAGAUGUACAGAACAGUGAAGACAACCGACAAAGCAGCAGCGUCGUCAGGACAAUCUGAUGUCUAUGAAAAUGGAUCCUCAGGAGAUAAUAACUCAGACGAUUGGAUGUUCGAUAUAAACAGAAAAUCUAGAGAUAGCGAUGGAUUGACGAAUCCAUUAGAGAAAUCAAAUGCUCUAUGGACCAAUUCUUCCGGAGAGGCACGUUUGCAUGGGAAGCUAAUCGAUAAUGUUGCAGAAAUUAUGCUACCUUCUGAGAAGGAAGUAGAUGAAAAGUGUUUAACUUAUGAGAGGAAAUCAUCGGAAGAGAUAAGCUCAUCAAACAUCUCUGAAACAAGCCCCUUCAAGCCGAAUCUUGAGUUUACUUUGGCUUGAUCUCACGCAAUGUAUUGUGGUAGCUAAUUAGUAAUUAUUUAGUAUUAAUCUACUUCUGUUUUUUCUAAUGACUAGUCUCUCGAUAUUCAUAUUAAUUGAAUAAGUUUUGUUUUAAGCUUAAAUCUUAAUGUCCUCUCGGAAGGUUGUAAAACGCUGUUUCUUUUUCCUUCUCAACUGAGAAGAGCUAGUCAAAGAAUCGGAUACUAAAGGGA